Messenger RNA from Tupaia belangeri chinensis (Chinese tree shrew), 1036 nucleotides. It is a transcript of the gene MRPS7, whose product is annotated as mitochondrial ribosomal protein S7. The coding region runs from base 165 to 893 and encodes 242 amino acids. The transcript is spliced from 5 exons. Gene Ontology annotation, biological process: translation. NCBI's taxonomy places the organism in Eukaryota, Metazoa, Chordata, Mammalia, Scandentia, Tupaiidae. The record is from RefSeq and is a predicted model, not a curated record.
GUUUCUGUUUGGCUCCUCCUGUUAGACCUUGGAGCGAGAGGCUCCAGCGUCCGGGUCAAUGGAGUGAAAUGCAGAAGCGGGCCCCGUGCGGUCUUUAGCCCGUCUCCCGUCGCGUGCUCAGGCGCGCCGAGGGCAGUCCUGUGGGGUCCUCGCGGCCAGCCAAGAUGGCCGCCGCCGCAGUGAAGGCUGUGCGAGGGUGGUCUGGCCGGGCGCUGGGCUUGCGGCGUGCUCUCCUACCGCUCCCAGGGAUAACCCAGGUGAGGUGGAGCCGCUAUGGCCCUGAAUACAGGGACCCCCAGGUCGACAAGGAACAUUACCGCAAGUCUGUGGACGAGCUCACUGAAGAGGAGAGGUAUGAUCAGGAGCUCAAGAAGACUCAGCUCAUCAAGGCUGCGCCAGCCUCGAGAACAAGCUCUGUGUUUGAAGACCCACUGAUCAGUAAAUUCACCAACAUGAUGAUGAAAGGAGGGAACAAAGUGCUGGCCAGAUCACUCAUCACACAGACUCUGGAAGCCGUGAAGAGGAAGCAGUUCGAGAAGUACCGUGCUGCUUCUGCAGAGGAACGGGCGAACAUCGAACGCAACCCCUACACCAUCUUCCACCAAGCCCUAAAAAACUGUGAGCCUGUGAUUGGGCUGGUGCCUAUCCUUAAGGGUGGCCAUUUCUACCAGGUCCCUGUGCCCUUGGCUGACCGCCGUCGCCGCUUCCUGGCCAUGAAGUGGAUGAUCACCGAGUGCCGAGAGAACAAGCACCGGCGGACGCUGAUGCCGGAGAAGCUGUCAAAUGAACUGUUGGAGGCUUUUCACAACCAGGGCCCCGUGAUCAAGAGGAAGCACAACAUGCACAAGAUGGCCGAGGCCAACCGUGCCCUGGCCCACUAUCGCUGGUGGUAGAGAGGGCAGAGGUUCCAGCAGAACCCCAGGGCACUGCAGGGAACUAUGAGCCACCGCCACUCUGGAGAAUGCUUGGGGGCUAAAGAUGCAGCUCCUCUCUAAAGCGUGGGCAAUCUCACAGGAAAGAUGGAGAAGUGUGUUUA